This is a messenger RNA of Fraxinus pennsylvanica, 1125 nucleotides long. The record is from the annotation of a GenBank genome assembly. NCBI's taxonomy places the organism in Eukaryota, Viridiplantae, Streptophyta, Magnoliopsida, Lamiales, Oleaceae.
AUGGCGGAUACCCCAACGGACCAGUCAUCCACCCAAACCCGAGCACCAUCAGGAUCCGACCCGGAUUUAUUGCAGUACUGGUGCUACCACUGUGACAAGCGGGUGUCAAUCGAAACCCUAGCUGAUCUUCCUGAUGUUAUAUGUUACGAGUGCAAGAAUGGAUUUGUUGAAUUAAUUUCUGCUGCUACAGUUCCAUCGCCGGCUGACGCGCCAACUCACGUCGGUUCCGAUCACAUCGAUGAUCCUAAUUUUGGUAAUCAGUUUAUUCAGGUUCUCCGCCUCAUAGCCGAGGCAGCGCGUGAGGAGGAUGCUCCUCCUCCGCCUCCCUCUGAGCACGCAGAUCCGUCGGAUGAUGAUUAUUUACGGAUCGAGUUAGAUGGAUGGGUUGAUGAUGAUGACGAUGACGAUGAGCAUUCGGUGGAAGUCCAUGAGGAUGCGAAUCAUGAACAGGAGGAGGAUAACGAGAAUCAGGUUCGAUCCGAGGAUGAGAAUGAGGAGGGGAAUGAGGUAAACGAGAAUAGGAGUGAAGAUGAAGAAGAUGAGAUGCGGAGAAGGCGGCGUGAUGUGCUGCGGCUUCGUCUCAGGGAGUUUGCUGCUCGAGCUGCGAGCAGGCGUAACAGGAUUCUCGAUUGGGCCGAGAUUCUAAUGGGGCUGGAGGACCACUCUAUCGAGCUGCGAUUGCAGGUUCCGGAAUCUGAUAAUUUUUUCGGAAACCCAGGGGAUUACGUAGAUGCUGCAGGAUACGAAGCGUUGCUGCAGAAUUUAGCUGAAAGUGAUAGUGGAGGAAGGAAAGGGGCACCACCAGCUUCAAAGGCAACAGUUGAAGGGUUAGAGAAUGUGUUGGUUGAAAAGGAAGAGGAGUCCUUGGUGUGUGCUAUAUGUAAAGAUUCAGUGAAUGUGGGUGAAAUGGCCAGGAAAUUGCCAUGUGGACAUGGAUAUCAUGGCGACUGCAUUGUCCCCUGGUUGGGGUCGCGGAAUACUUGCCCCGUGUGUAGGUUUGAGUUGCCGACUGAUGAUCCCGAGUACGAGGAGGAGAGGAAGAAGAGAGUUGUGGUGGCAGGUCUUAGAGCACCUUCCUCGAGUUCUUCCGGUGGUGGUGGUAGUUAUAAUUCUGGCUUUGAUUGA